Prorocentrum cordatum is the source of this 5714-nucleotide messenger RNA. The record is from the annotation of a GenBank genome assembly. Lineage: Eukaryota; Dinophyceae; Prorocentrales; Prorocentraceae.
GCGGCAGCAGCACCUCGGACGACGCCGACGAUGACCCGCUCUACCCCCGCGGCCCCGCCCCUGGAGUCCGAUGGCGCGGAGGUGCGCCGCCAGCGGCCCCGACCUUCUCGGGGGAUCGCCGAGCGGACCCGCGCUGUUGGGAGCACUGGCGCGAUGCGGUGGCCGCCUGGAAGUUCCGAGUCAAGCACUACCUGCCGCUCGCUGAAGCGGCGUUGCAGCUCAGAGGUGCCGUCGCAGGGGAGGCGCUGAAGGAGAUCAUCUCCGACCCGCCGAUGACAUGGGCCACCCAGGGCGGCAUCGAACGUUUGGUUGAAGUUAUGCGCUCGCCCUUCGGCGAGGAGAAGAUUUUCCACACAGGUGACCUGCUGGCAGCGCGCGAGAGGAUCAAGAGGAGUCAUGGUGAGAAGCUCCACGCGCACUGCACCAGGCACGUCAGAGUUGAGCGUGCGCUCGAGCAGAUCAAGAUCAAUAUCGCCGAGUCUCUAGACGCCCAGUCUCGCGGACACCGCUUGCUGAGCACGGCGCUUCUCGGCGAAGAACAUGUUCGAGGUAUUCUUUCAAUUUCUCACAGUUACGAGUUCGACGGGAUCAUGAACGCCAGCGGGCGCCUGUACCCUGAGAGGGCGGCGGCGCCGCCAGUGGUCUGGCCGCGCCGCGAGAGGGCGCCGGGCGACAACCGCGAGCGAGGCCACGGGCAGGGGCCUGGCGGCGGCCCUCGGCGGCAGCAACCACCUGCGCCGCCCAGCCGCCCCGCCCUGCUGGGCAGGCCGUCGGCUCCGCGGCCGCCCCCGCCUCGCCACGCGGUGAACGCCACCGACGCCGCGAUCGAGGAGGACCAGCUCGGCGAGGAGGCUGCCGAGCACGAGGACGAGGUCGACGGCCAGCCAGAUGACGACGAGCCCAAUACGGAGGAGGCCGCCGACCAGGAACCCGCCGAGUUCGAUGAAGUGUACGAGGCUAUGACAGCCUUGAACGACGUUCUCGGCAUCACGUCUCAGAAGCUGAAGGGGGGCGCCGACCAGAUCGAACAGAGAAAGAAGACGGAGGCGUGCCUGAAUUGCGGAGAGCUCGGCCGCUGGGCUGGGGACGCCGCCUGCAAGAAGCCAGGCGCCAAGCUCGGACCGUCAGUCUUCAAGGGCCUGGCAGUCGGAGAUUCAAUCGAGUAUAUCGACGAGUUUGACGGUGAGAGUUGGAUGAUUGCCGAUACCGCGUGCCAGAGGAUGGUCCAUGGAUCCGCUUCGGGGGGCACUCGCGCCGAGAGGCUCGAAGACAGAUCCCUGCCCCUCGUCGAGCGGGCCGUCCAGGAGAGGUUCAAGUUCGGUGAGGGCCCCGAGAUCCACUCUGUCCUCCGAUGGGGUUGCCCGAUAGGCAUCGCAGGCGUGGCGCUCUGGGCUAGGAACUGCCAGCUCAUCGUGUGCAUCUCCGAUUUCCCGCACGAGUUACCCGACUUCUCGGAUUGGGACACCUUGGAUGAGGGCGCCACCCUACCCCCCGAUGCGAAGAUCAAAUGCGAACAACGUCGAGAGCGACACCUCGAGCGAGCACAACUGAACCAGGGGACCUCGGCGAGCGAGUCUACCAAGAUGGACGUACGACGACGCCAGCGACGCGUGCACUUCGACAUUGCCGACGACGGCCUAACCGAUUACGAGACCCCCGGGGGCGCCAUCGAGAUCGAGCGAUCCGAGUCGACUCUCCAGCCAUCCUCGGUCAAGCAGCCGAGUCAGGCCUUCCGAGCUUCGUUGAUGACGGGCCCGGGCUUUCGGAACGCGUUCUUGAAGGCGACGCCGCUCCUGGCUGCCUUCGUCAAGGGAUGCACCGAGGGUCUGAAGGCGCACGAAGCCUACCUGGACAUGAAGGCGCCCAAGAGACGCGAGCCGCGCGACCACAGGGGCUCGAACACGGGGGUCUCGACCAUCAAGGAGUACUGCGCGGGUCGCCACGGGUGGCGCGCCAGGGGAACAUCGCCAAGCGCGCACCUCUUCGGCCUCACCGCUCUGCAGCCCGUCGACCUCAUCUACGGCUUCGACCUGGGCACGGUCGCUGGUCGACGGAGAUGGAACCACGCCAUCAAGACGUUCAAGCCGCUGGUGGUUAUCAUGGGUUUCCCCUGUACGAAGUGGUGCUGGUACAACUACGCGAUUAGCUACCGUGACUUCCCCGACCUCCUCGCUUCCCUCCAGGACGAGGAUCGGCCGCUGCUCAAGCUCGUCGCAUGGACCGCUCUCGAGCAACAGAAGAACGGCAUGUACUUCCUCCUCGAGAACGCCGAUAGCAGCCAGGCGUGGGAGCAGCCCGAGUUCGACCCGCUCUGGAAGGACCACCACACCGUCUGGGGACGCGGCGACAGCUGCCCCUACAACCUCAGGGCCCUCAACGGUGAGCUGAUGCGUAAGACGCGGACGUGGGUAAGCAACCACCCCAAGUUGCUGGGGUCGGUGACCCGCAGGUGCGAUCGCAGCCACGGUCACGCUGAAGUUCAAGGGCGCGAUACUUCCCGCUCUCAGGUAUUCACCGAGGAGCUCGCAGACAGCAUCCUGACCGUCGUGCAGCAGAUGGACAGCACCCCCGCGGACUACCACGACCAGCUCUACACCGCCUGGUUCGUCGACGUCGACCGCGACACCGACGAGUGGCAAGUUGUUCUCACCCAGACGAUGCUCAUGAUGGAGGAUCGGACCCGGGACACCUGGGAGCUGCCGCCAGGCCGCGAGAUCUACCAGCGCAUCCAGGACCUCGUGCCAUGGGAGCUCGUUCGAGUGCAAGCCGCUCGAGUACCGAAAGCGCGUAGGCAUGCAGUGGACAUCGUCUACCGCCACCGCGGCAUGGCCGCCAUCGCCCACGCAGGUAACAUCAUCGUCGAGACUGAAGCUUUGAAGGACGUCCAGUACCCGAAGCUCCGCUUCAGCGAGCCGAUCGCCCUCGCCAUCUUCUUCUUCGGGAACGCGCCUGGGUCGGCCAGCGCCGACGGCGAGCUGCCUUCCGAGGCACCGCAGCCAGGACCUGCUGCUGCCCAAGUUCACCCUGAGAGCGCCGCGGAGCCUCCAGUGGAAGAGCCGGGCGCGCGUCCGCCGGCGCCGCCAGUUCAGGCUGCCGAUCCCGACCUCUCCUCUAUCGCAGGGUGCCGCGUCAAGUUCCCGAACCUCAGCGACGACAAGUGCCCCCGCGAGAUCAAGGGGGCCAAGCCAUCAGUCUACUUGGCGCUCGACUUCUUGAAGUGCGAGGCCUGCGAGCGGACUCACCCGCCAGCUAGGCCAAAGCCGAUCUCCGCGACGAUUAGGUACCUGGGUCAGUUCGGCGAACACCUCCAGGCCGACUUCUUUACUAUCGUGGACGUCACCAACACGCCGCACCACAUGCUCGGUAUCAUAUGCCUCAACAAACACCUCCACCGCGGGAAGCGCGUGGUCGACCGCUUCCCAGAGACAGCCGUGUCCGCCUUCCUGGAGGCAUGGGCUUUACCGUUCGGCAUGCCGAUGGCCAUCACCGUCGACAUGGAGGGCAGCUUCAUGGGCGACUUCAAAGAUCGGCUCGAGUCGUACGGGGUCAACGUUUCCUACUGCCCGCCCGACGCACAUUGGCAGAUCGGGACCGUCGAGAGGCAUAACGCGUCAUGGAGGUGGAUCUGGAAUCGGACAUGCGACGCCUGCGCCGCGAAGACCGCCGAGGUUGUCGACAUGACCACCAUUGCCGUCAGCGAGGCCAAGAAUAAUGCAGUUCGUCGGGCCGGGCGCUCCGCUAACCAGUGCGCCCUGGGAAGGACUCCUCGUAUUCCUGGUGAGUUGCUAUCCGACGAUCACGGCCUUGCCGUCGCCGCCAACGCCACUAACUCGCAGCACGUGAUGAACAGCGACUUCUACCGCAUGGAGGCCAACAUCCACACGGCCCACUUCAACUACGAGCAGCGCGUGAGGAAGUCGCUCCUCAGGAAGACCAGCUACUUGCGCUACGACCUUGACAAGCUCGUCGCAGGCCAGCAGGUUGGAUGCUGGCGCCGGGACGCCAAGAAGCGCCCCAGCGGCAAGUCGUCGCGCCCAGGUUUCGUCAUUGGCACCUUCCUACAGUGGGACGGCGGACAACAAGGACGCGGACUCGGCCGCAACGCUUGGGUCAGAGUCGGUCAGACCAUCAAGCUCUUCAGCCGCGAACAGCUUCGACCAGCCAUUGGUUUCGAGCAGUGGGUACCCGAUGCCAAGGACAUCGAGGUUCUCAAUAGCAGCUACGACCUCAUGAUGGACGACCUCUGGGAGGACGAGCGAGACGCCGGGCCCGCGCCCAACGACCUGGCGGCCACGAAAGACUUCUGCCUCCACAGCCUGCCGAUGCCGACCUUCCUGGAGCUCAGCCUGUCCCAGUCGAACCGCCGCCAGGCGGCCCCGCCUCAGCCAGAGGCGAUUCCGUCCGAGCCGACGCGGGUCGAGACCGGGGUUCCACGCACGACCCCCAUGGACGCGGAGGUCACCCUGGCCACUGACUCCGCCUCCGCAGAGCCGAACACGAUCGAGACCGAUCCGAAGGCCAGCGCCCCCAGGUCGCCUCGCAGCCGAGCCGCCGAACACGAAGUCCCUCCAGAGGCCGACCCUCCAGACGAGAAGAGGCCCCGCGUGUCUACCUUGUGCGCCCAGGCUUGGCUGACUUCCUUCUGGGCCACCGAGGUCGGGGGCAACGCCGACGGCUCCGAUGAGAUACCCGCCGCGUUCGCCAGCGUCAGCCGCUACGCCGACUACGCGGACGAGAUCGAGAUCAUCUACCAGGUGAAUGCCAUCGUCGCCGACGACGGGCCCAAGCUCCUCCUGGUGCCCGACUCCGAGGACGACGAGCCUGCCGACCAGAACCGGCCCACCAUGACGAGGGCCGAGCGGAAGGCCUGCGACCGCGAGAUACCAUGGCGCGAGGUCAUGAAUAUGGACGGCUCCACCAUCCAGAGCUUCCUGCAGGCCACGCGCAAGGAGUACAGCAACAGGGUCAAGUGGGCGCCGAUGGUCGCAGUGCCAGAAGACGUCGCCAAGGACAUGCUCAACUCGCCCGAGAUCCGCAAGAGCUGCUGCAUCUGGGCGCGAUGCUGCUAUCGUGACAAGAACUGCGGCCAAGGAGAGCUUGCUGCGAAAUGCCGGGGGGUCGCCGUCGGUUGCAGCGACCCGAGGCUCGAGGCGCUCGAGCGGAGGUCUCCGACUACGCAGCGCAUCAGUUUCUUCACAGCCUGCCAGAUCCUCGCCGGCAUGAAGAUCUACGACCCAGAGGGCAACUGGACCGCCUGCGUUGGCGACCUCGAGAACAGCUUCUUCCAGGGCAGCCGCGAGAGGGAGGACAAGGUCUACCUCAUUCCGCCGCGCGACCCACUGGUCAUCGCCACUGGCUCCUGGCCAGAUACGUUGUACGAGGUGACCGGCAACAUCUACGGUUUCGCCGACGCCCCGCUGGUGUUGUGUCGUCACAUUCGACGCAAGAUGUACGAUUUGGGUUUCGUGAGCCAUAGCCUGGGCGUGGCGUGUUUUCUGAAGUUCGAUAAGGGACGUUUAUUGGCCAUCGUUUUGUGGUACGUCGACGACAUGUUCGCCGUAUGCGCCAAGAGCGGUUUCGAUUUCUCCCAGCUGGAGAAGGUUUUCGUGUGGGGUAAGCUCGUGUAUCUGCCUCAGGAGCUCGUGUGGUGUGGGCGUGAGAUCAACCAGUACCACGACGGCCGAGUCGUCAUCACUCAGCAGGAGUACGUCAAG